UUUUAGGUUUCAUAUUUGCUUGCCAAAGUCAUAUCAUACUUUCUAGGAUUUCGUAGUGUAUAGAGAGUCAGUCCAUUGCAUCCGUAUUUUAGGGACCAAGGAGAAGACUCGGUAACAUACGGAUUCUGCACUAGGAAGUGUUCAAUACGUGCUAAGUUAAAGAUUGGUAGUUCGAACUACCUCAUAACGGGUAUUGAUCGCUUUAUGCUGGUUCAGGAAAAUAUGGGCGACGCCAUGCUUGUUAAAAAGAGACCAGUUUCAAUCGAUGAAAUGAAUCUUAAAUCUAUACAACGGCUGGAUCCAUGUGCGGUAGCAAUCAUUGACAAGUCAGUGCAUGCGGCGCUCUACCAAUUCGAUAAAUGUAAAACGCAGUGGGUGAAGUCCGCGAUCGAAGGUCCAUUAUUUUUGUACAAACGAGCUGAUAAGCCUUUUCAUUCAUUAAUGAUUGCAAAUCGUCAAUCUCUGGAGGAUCAUAUCGAACCGAUCACACCUCCAUUACGAUUCUUUCUUGAAGCUCCAUAUUUGUUUAUGAAUACUCAAGAAGGUGACAUAAGGGGUUUCUGGUUCUUUGAAGAAGAGGAUUGUAUACGUUUGUACAAAUUGCUUGUCAAGCUUGUAUCUGAAUCAAAUUCAUCGACAUCUACCAUAAUGAACGAUUCAAAAAGAGCAAUGUCAACUAAUUCGCAAAAUGGAUAUGGUGCGCACGCAGGUAGUGCUGCAGGACGAGACAGUCGCUGUAAAAAACUGGAUGAGAUGCCGGCUUUGCUACAGCAGUUACUUUCGAAGCAGUCAACUACUAAAUUACCGGAUGUGCCGACUAGAGGUGCUUUGAGCGCAGAUCAGAUUGAAAGACAGCUUCUUCUCCGAGGUGCUCAGGGCGAAAGUGCCGUGGUGUCGACAGGAAACAGACGUGAGAAAAUGAUGGGGAAGUGCGCGCCUGCCAUUGGGGAGAUCGAAGAAAAUGAUACAUUAUCGGAUCUAGUCAGUAAUCUGUCUCUCUGUGCUGCGAAGACAUCUUCCAAUCUGAAAGAUGUGGAGAAGCAUCGAUCGAAGGGUAAGAACAAGUACGAUGGAGCGCCUGAGGAUGGUAGUUCACAGGUUGUUUCUCUUACAAAGGAUCAGUUAUUGGUGGCACUAAAACAUUUAUUAAAGGACGAUGGCUUUGUAACACGUUUACACCGUGCAUAUUUGGAGAGCAUCAAUACUCGGCUGGGGUUGCGCGACUAAUACGUGUUUAGUGUAAUGCGAUUCUUACGGAAGUACUUACCAGUUAUUGGAAAGAAUAAUCAACCUUGCAUGGAUUAACAUUGAUUGGUGCUUCCGCUACAUACUAAGCACAGUAUACUAAUAAUAAUAGUUUCACCAUCAGUAGGUUACUGAUAAGGUUUUUAUUUCUUGUUUCGUUCUUGUAUAUUUCUUGAAACUCUUGCGCGUUUUUUUGUCAUUUCUAUAGAGCAAGUUCCAAAUGACAUGGUAUAAGUUAAUAUGGACAGUUUCUGAUUUCCUGUGUUAUAUGGUCUUCUGUACUUAUUACAAUAUUAUUUCAGGACAACUAGUAAAUAAUUACUAGCUUUCAUGCAAUAUUUUAGAAGAUAUAGCAUUGCUACCAUUAAUUUUAAUGCAUAUAUUAGCGGUUUGCCGCCAAAUGUAGAUUUAGAGUCUUUUGGUAUACUUAACCUGGAAAUUGGAAUUUAAUUUUGCAAGACAGUAUCCAUGAAUUUUCGACUACAAUUCCCA
Molecule: messenger RNA, 1737 nt
Organism: Loa loa (African eye worm)
Lineage: Eukaryota; Metazoa; Nematoda; Chromadorea; Rhabditida; Onchocercidae
Exons: 8
Coding region: 205-1227 (340 amino acids)
Biological process (GO): deadenylation-independent decapping of nuclear-transcribed mRNA; positive regulation of catalytic activity; deadenylation-dependent decapping of nuclear-transcribed mRNA
Cellular component (GO): P-body
Molecular function (GO): mRNA binding; enzyme activator activity
Source: RefSeq, a predicted model, not a curated record